Zingiber officinale is the source of this 11875-nucleotide messenger RNA. RefSeq lists its product as uncharacterized. Lineage: Eukaryota; Viridiplantae; Streptophyta; Magnoliopsida; Zingiberales; Zingiberaceae. The transcript is spliced from 14 exons. Bases 6154 to 7356 code for a protein of 400 amino acids. The record is from RefSeq and is a predicted model, not a curated record.
UUGUUUCUUACCAUGCCCUAAGCCCGACGCCGACCCCUUUUUCCUCCUCCUCCACGGUUUCUUCUUCCCGAGCCUCCUCAUCUCCCCCAAACCGACGACGUCGCAUCGCGUCGCUUCCUCUUCUUUCUCGUGAUUAAUGCACUGGCCAACGGGAAACCGGGCACAUCUCCUUCUCGAUUUCCUUCUCUUCUCCUCUCCUCUCCUUCCCAACGCACUACCUCUGCCCUAAGCGUCUUCACCGCGAACUGCCAAAUUGUGCCGACGUUGUGCAAUCCAUCGCCAGCCGAGCCCUAGAUCCGUUUGACCCGCGUCGUCACCAGCCGAGCCCUAGAUCUGUCCGACUCGCGUCGUCGCCACUGUGUGCUGACAGCCGGCAUCGCCAUUCAUCCACCCGAGCAGCCGACGUCGAGGGAGUUGUUCCCAGCCGGCCCCUUUUUGUGCUACUCCGAUCAGGAGUCCUCGGAGAGUCACCUCCUGAUCACCUUGGUUCAUUACUGCCUUUCCUUUGCGCGAGGUCGAGUUGGUGAUGUUGCAGCCACCUGUUGAGUGAGAGUCGCUGUUGGAGUAGCGAAUAGCCAUUGGAGAAGGAGAAGGAGGCAGGGAGGGCUGCAGGUUCAGUCAGUAGCAUUACUGCUCUGCUGAAUUUAGGCUGGCAAGUGCUGAGUUGGAGUACUUGAGAGUGGGCAGUAGUUUUGCCUAAUUCUUACUGUAACUUCUGACUUCUCUAAUCGAGAGUCAACAGAGGUUGCAGCUGUGAUGAGGUUCCAGUCGCUAGUUCCCACUAGGUGUCGAGGUGGUUUUAUAUUAUCGGACUUGUGUUUCCUUGACAAAAAUCCUUAUUCUCUUUCUUAACCAAGAUGUCAAUCUUCUUCUGCCCUAUGUUCUUCAACAAAAUUGAAUGACCAUUCUCAAGAUUCAAGACAAUCUUGUGAUUCCCCACCAAGGGUCAUCUUCCCAAGUUCUUCAUCCUCAGUCUCGAGUGACUCAUCCUUCAGCCCUAUUGAGAGAUUGGUACCUUUAUUAUUUGAGGGGUCCUAGAUUUUUUUGGGGAUUUGAUCUUUCGUCGGAGACAUAAUAUAGGUUGCAGCUGUGAUGAGGUUCCAGUCGCUAGUUCCCACUAGGUGUGAGGUGGUUUUAUAUUAUCGGACUUGUGUUUCCUUGUUAGUGAACUACAUACUUGUGAUGUAUGUGUUUUGCACUUUGGAUUUUAUAUCGUGCUCGGGUAUGAUGCCCAUGCUUCUGUUGUGAAGGUUUUUCGUUGUGUUGUGUUUUCCUCGUUGUAGAGUAUGUUUUUACCAUUAUAACUGCGUGGUUGUGUCAGCCGGAGGUUGAAUUAUAUAAACUACGUGGAAUGCUUAUCUUAUUUCAUUAUAUUUGUUCUGGCCGUGUUGGCUGAGAUUUAUGAGCCCUGAGGGCUUUGUAGUCAGUUCCAGAUUGUCACCCAUACAGGAGAGAUGCUAUCGAAAUUUCCUCUGGCAAUGACUCCCCAGGGGCAUGACAUCCAUAUCAUGUUUUUCCAACAAGACCAUAAUGUCAAUCUUCUUCUGCCCUAUGUUCUUCAACAAAAUCGAAUGAUCAUUCUCAAGAUUCAAGACAAUCUUGUGAUUCCCCACCAAGGGUCAUCUUCUCAAGUUCUUCAUCCUCAGUCUCGAGUGACUCAUCGUUCAGCCCUAUUGAGAGAUUGGUACCUUUAUUUAUUUGAGGGGUCCUAGAUUUUUUUGGGGAUGUGAUCUUUCGUCGGAGACAUAAUAUAGAACACAACGACAAAGGAAAAUGAAACCCUUUUAGCCAUCAUAACAGCUUAUGUACAGGGCGAGGAUGUAGCCGCUAGAGGAAGAAUGUUACUAUACACUUUUGUUAACAAUGUUGACAGUUUUCAAAAUGUGGAAUUAUUAAUUAAAAUAGAAAGUCAAUUUUCAUUAACAAAAUAAAACUUUACUUUCUGAACUUGGUGUAAUUUUUUUUUUAGUUUUACUGUUUUUUUGUCUAACAGAUUUUCGAGGUUUACUUGAAAGAGUUAAAGGGUGUUGUGUCUGCCAUAGCUUCUCUCCAAGGUCAUUUGUUGGUUUCAUCUGGCCCUAAGACCUCCUUGCACAAAUGGACUGGUACUGAGUUGAAUGUUAUCACUUUCUAUGAUGCUCCUCUUUAUGUAAUGGAAUAGAAAACAUUGUAAGUAUGCUUUCUUUUAAGACUUGAACCUAACUAUAUCAGAAAGCUCGUAGGCAUUUGUUUCUGUUCCAAAAUUUUGGUACAAAAUUGCUUGAGUCAUAUAAACUUUAUAUUUAGUAUUCUGUCUUCAGUUUUCUGUACCUCUAUCAUUUAAGUUGGGUUAUUGUUAUUUCUGAUUAUUACAAUGUCUAUCUGCUAUCAUUAUUCCUCGAAUUAUGACCCAUUUUUGAAGAACUGAUUAAAACUCGCAGGAUUCAUCUCCCUUUUAAUUUUUAUUGCAUGGGCUAUAGAAAUGUGAUCAUUGUGAUUCAUGAAAAAUAUGAAUUUUGCAGGUCAAAAAUUUUAUCUAGUGGGAGAUAUUCACAAAAACCAUCUAUUUUUAAAUUGGAAAGAGCAGGGUGCUCAGUUGAACUUAUUAGCCAAGGAUUUGCUUCUCUUGAUUGUUAUGCAACUAAGUUUCUGAUAGAUGGAAGUACAUUGAGCCUUGUAGUUUCAGAUGAUAAAAAAAAUAUUCAGAUAUUCUAUAAUGCUCCAAUAACAUUAGGGUUGGAAAGGGCAGAAGCUUUUGUCUAGAGUUGAAUUUCAUGCUGGGGCCCAUGUGACAAAAUUCUUGAAGCUGUAGAUGCUCUCCAUCUCUUCUGAUCAAACCAAUAUAACUCCUGGUUAUGACAAGACCAACUGGUUCACCCUUCUAUUCAGUACACUAGAUGUGAGCAUUGGUUGUAUUGCACCAUUGGAUGAACCAUUCUGCAGACUUCAAACCCUGCAAAAAAAAAACUAGUAGAUGUUCCCCAUACAUGUGGCCUGAAUCCAAAAUCAUUUCAGUAGUUCCAUUCAAAUGGAAAGGCACAUCGUCCUAUCCAGAUAAUAUGGUUGAUUGUGAGCUUCUUUCCUAGUAAGGAUUCUUUUCUUCAUGCUUAUGAUGAGAAUAACUGGUAAAUUAGUUUCAAAGAUGUUAGGUAACUAUGGCUACUUUUUAUAUCAAAAUUAGUGCUGCUCAAAGUUCCUUUUUCCUGUGUUUUGAUGAUGGCUUGUUAAUCUAUAAUUUUUCAGGUAUAGAUUUAUUUGAUUGAUGUAUAGAUAAUAUUUUCUUUCAGAUCAGAUUUCUAUUCAAGUAACGUACAUGAUUAGGGUUGACAAAAAUCUCUUGAAACAUGUAGGAAAGCAAUUUUGUUACCCAAUUAUUCUUAUCAAAUUAAGUUUUAAGAGUAAAUGCUAUUUAUUACCCAUGAGAAAGCAAUUGCAGUGUAUAAUAUAUACAAGGAAAUAACAUUUUGAUGAGCCUUAUUUAGCAACACAGCUUGGAGAUUGGGAAAUAGGAUUAGGAAGGAGUUUGUGUUGUUUCUGAUUGGGUAGUGUUGAGUGCCCGAGUUACAUGCCAUGUUCUAUAGGCAGCAAACUGUUCCUUAUAGAAAUGAGUGGAUAAAAUUGUUGAUUUGGAGCUGCAAAUUAGCCAUAGAUUUGGUUUGGUGUGAUUCUUACUUGCCAUUCUAAAUGUUGUACAAUCUUUUCCCAUUUCUAGGUACGAAAUGCUACCACUAGACAAAUGGAUUGUCACGACUCGUUCACAAAUUCUUUUAAAUUUAAGUGAUCUUUCACUUGGCACAAGUUUCUUGUGAUUGAAUGUGCAUUUUAAAUUAUUGAGAACUUCUCUUGCAUCAAUCUAAUGUAAUGAACUAACUUUUCCCAUGGGAUACUUUGCCCAGUGGCAUGCUAAAAGGAGGACAACUUAGUAUUCUAACUGAUCAAGUGUAAUUUGACAACGGGCCCCAGUGAUCAAGAAUGUUUUAUUGUGGACCACUACUAUCAGACCCGAUACUUUUGAGUAUACUGUCAGGGUAAUAUGCUAAAAUGUUAUUGCCAUGUGUGUAAGUCUGAGUAAGGUGCAUUUUCUUUGGAUAGAAAUACUUAUCAAAUACAUUUAUUUGUUUAGGAUAAGUCAGUUGAUGUUCGUUAGGGUGUGGAGUCAUGUAUUGUUGAAGUUCUUAGAGUCUAUGGACACAAGGCAUUAUGUGAACCUUUUUAAAAACGUUUGUUCUAAUUUUCUUGAUGACAAUGAUGACAUGGAAUAUCACCACAUUUUUCCUUCUAAUUUUGCAUACUACCAAAUGUAUGAUGUGAAGGGACCUACUUUGACAAUUGUACUUGAGUGUAAGCCAUCUAGAGUGAUUGAAGAAUUUUCAGAUUCUACAAGAGUGAUUGUGUUGGUGAUUCGACUUCUAAGUCUACUAGAAGAAUGGAAAGCUAGUAUCAAAUGUUGGCAAUGAGUGUAGACCUAGCUAUAAGAUGACUUCAAUGGUGUGCUCUUCUCUCUAGUUGAGUGAUUGCUCUAGUGGUCUGACUUCCAAGUCUACCAUGAAGACUGGAAAGCUAGUAUCAAAUGUUGGCAAUGAGUGUAGACCUGGUAGUAAGAUGACAUCAAUGGCAUCAAGGGAUCAUGGAUCCGAGGUUGAUCAAACUAGAUUGAACUCAAAUCCGAGCUUGAAUGGGAAGAUCAAGCUUUGAAGCCACAUGAACCGUUCGUUCAAGAUUAAGAGAGAUCUGACAGAUCCGUGAAGAAUCUGAUCCAUCCAAGCAAAGGGGAAGUAGAUCAUAACCAGUGAUCAAGAUUUGAAGAUUUGGAUCAGAUUUGGAGCAAGUUCCACCGUUGGAUCGAUCUGGAUAAAUCACAGCCACCCGUUCUAAUCUUGAUCAGAUUUAAAUGGGAUGAGAAGCUACAGUGGCUUCGUCAACUUCUACAGUACCUCCUCGCGUCAAGAACAGAGGAGCGCGAUCCUUCUCCGGGAUUCCGAUUCAUUCCACCGUCGGCGAGCUGCUGAGGUCAAGGGCGUUUCCCUUCCUCCGAUCAUCGACCAUCUUCAAGUCGGCGACGUCAUUUCCCCCAUCUGAUUUCUUUUUCUGCCGUGAUUCAUGUGCAAAGAAGAAGCUGAGAGCGACCAGAUUCGAUCUGGUUUCCUGAUCCUUCCAACCGGCGACCUUCUUCCUCGAAGCUCUGUUAAGUGUUUGAUUUUUCCUUUUCUCUGAUCUUGAUCCAUUUCCAGCUGUGUUACUUUGUUUGUUUUCAACGCCAAGUUCUUCAUCACUGAGUUCUUCCUCCAAUACACAUCAGAUCCAAGCUAGGGUUUCCUAGUUUGAUUAGUUUCCUUAUCUUUGAUUGAAUUGUUGUUUUGUUGUAGUUGAUCAAUGCAUAGUUGAUUCAAAUUUCCUUGCUAUUGCUUUGAAACCUUCGGUUAAGGCCACUGUUCUUGAUUCUUGAUUCUACACAAUUUAGAAUUGCUUAAUUGUUGCAUUAGGUUAUUCUUGUUUGUCAUUUCUUUCAAUGCAGUAGUUUAGAUUAGUUAGCUUCUUUGUUUGUUAAUUUCCAUGAGUUGAAUUUACAAAUGUAGCAUAGUUUUAGGGCCUUACUUCUUCUCUUUGUUCAAAAGUAAAUUCUGAAAUCUUCAAUUUAUCCAGAAAACCCCAAGCCAACAAUAAUUGAUCCUAAGACUAUCAUCCUACUGUUUACAUUCGUUGGGAGACGACCCGAGUCAUCUCUAUGCUACAUUAGUGUAGAAUGAAUUCGGUCACUUAAUUCUUUUGAUACCCAUUUCACGACAAAAUCGGGCUUAUCAAAAUUGGCACCGUUGUCGGGGAAUGUAGCGGUGUUUGAUACCUUAGGAUUGUUUCUUUUUCUUUUCACAUAAAAAUUUGAAAAAAAAUUGUUGCAAUUGCUUUCAUGUUCAUAUAUCCAUGUGUUUUAUCUUAUAUGCUCCUGUAUCUUCUGAUCUUAUCUGCUAGUGUUUCAGUAUAAGAACAGGAAUUUCUUUGGCCAUGGAUCCAUAUUGUCAGUACUAUCAGCCUUAGACUUGGUUCUAUCAAUCUGAACAUCAGUACUACCCACCUGUGGAUUAUGCAAAUUUUAGGUCUGAGGUUGCACAUAGUCAGUCUACUGAGUCAUAUCCAUUAUAUCAAAGACCACAGGGAGUUCAAAAUGAUUAUAUAGCUAUGCGGAAAAAGAUUCAUGGUAUUCAACAAUUCGAGGAGGAGACAUUGCAUGAAUAUUGGAAAAGAUUCAAGGAACUUUGCUCCAGUUGUCCUCAACAUCAAAUUAGUGAUCAAAUGCUUGUCCUUCAUUUUUAUGAUGGGUUGUCACCUAUUGAUUUGUAUAUGGUGGAUAAAGCUAGUGGAGGGCCCUUGAUUGAUAAGAUUCCUGAUGAAGCUAUGAAACUUUUGGAAACCAUGGCUACCAACCCUCAACAAUUUAGAAAUGGACAACCAGUUACCAUAAGAGUUGAUGAGAUUAUUCCUACGGAUGUAGAGGUGCCUGAGCAGAGGAAUUGUAGUGUUUUUGACAGACCUGAUCUUGAUUUUAUUACUUCACAGGACUCCUCUAAUAUUUCUUGUUAUGAUUCUGUAGUUGUAAGAAUUUCUGACUCUACUGAUACUGUUUUUGUAGAUGUUAUUGGUGAUGCAAGUACUGAUGUAGAUGAUGAUGUAAGUGUAGGGGAUUGCAUAUUGGAAGCAAUACCCCAAGAAUCACCUGAACCAGAUGUUGAUGAUGAGAGUGUAGGGACUUAUGCUGUGAAAGCAGAGCCCCAAGAAUCACUUCCCUUAGAUACACUACCUGAGCCAGAGUCUGAGCUAUUAUCUGAUGAUGAGGAGGUCACAGUCACCAUUUUAGAACCUCCAGGUACCUUCCAACAUGACAAGGUUAGUCUUUCUUGUAAUUCAUUAGAAGAUUUUAUAAAGGUACCAUUAAUUGAUUUUGUUGGAUGUGAUAUAUUCUUUGGACCAUGUAAUGUAAACACUAAUAUUUUCCCAUACUUGCAAGAGGUGUUGUCUUCCUUUGGCUUUGUAGGUCGUCGUAGGCUUCCAAAAUGGUUGUUCCAUCUAAACCGCCUCCGACCUCCAGGAAGAAUUUUCAAAGGAAAAAUGUUGGAUGAAGUGGACUUGACCUCAAUACACAAUAUUCCAUUUCCAAAGUGGAUUUUGCACCUUAACCGACUCCAACCACCAGGAAAGACCAUUUCAUUACCGGCAUGGAUUCUACUUCUGAACCGUCUUCAGCCGCCAGGAAUAAAGGGGAGUUCGUUCCUUGUUUUUUUUUUUCUUUUUGUUUUCCACUUUCUUUUACUUUUAUACUUUACAUUUGCAUUGAUUUCAUAUUUUGCACUUUGUCUAGUCUACAUAGCAUUUUAUUUUGAAUAAAAUUCUCCAUGAAAUUGUUCUAGUAAUACUUUUAAGAUGGUAAAAGUUUUUUUUUAAGUUUGACCAUCAAUUUUUAGGUCAAUGGACAUGAUUGAAUACUUUACUUACAUGAUAUUGGUUAGUGUGGUGGUGGAUUCCAACUUGCUUAAUUGAGUAGAUUGCAAUAAAAUACCUAGAGAGGACCACUUUAAUCCUAAACACUAUUUUAUCUUUGUGUGGCAUGUACUCAUAACAAUUGAAACUCUAGAACUUGCUUAGUUUCUUUUCAAAGUCACAAUAGCAUAUGUGUGCAUGGAGAUGAAGGAUAUUUUUCAUUCUUGUUCCUCCAUAAAUUUUAAAUUCUUCCCCACAAAUUUUCUUUAACAUUCUCAUUCAACAUUUUUUUUCCUUGAUCACUUUGCCUUGUCUUCAUUCCAUUGGGAGUAUUGGUUGAAUUCUUGAUGAUUUGGAUCAACUAGAUGACAAAGGUUUUAGUGUGGGGGAGGACUGGUAUAUAUUUGAAGAUGUUGAAGGUUUUGGAUGGCUUCAUGAGAAUUGACCUUUGAUUUUUUUUUGAAGCAUGACAUAUUGAAACUGAAUUAAAAUUAAGAGUUGGAAUUGAUUGAAGAUAAAUGCAGAAAUUCAAGAGUAGCUGAAUUGUUUCCAUUCUGUUGCAAGAGCAAGCUUCUAAUCUGCAACAAGCUACAAACUCGAGAUCUGAAAUCCUCACAACUUAAUCCUGAUUGAUUUUAAAUAGAUUGCACUUGAACCACAAAUCCAGAAAUUAUAGUUGAAAGGAGAGAAGUGAACAAAACUUCAGGAAAUCAGUUUGAUAUUUAAAUUUGUAUACUGCAUGUGGAGCUGUGUUGAUUGAUAUUCUGAUUUCUGAAAUAAAUGCAGAAACUUACAAAAUCUGUGUAACAUGUUCUGUGCAAACCUAUUGAAAAGCUGUCAUUUAAGUUGAAUUACCUUGAUUGAGUAUAUUGUUCUGAUUGUUGAAACUCUAUGAAAGAAAAACAAUAUUAAGAGAUUCUUGUAUGGUGCAGCAGUGUACAUUUGCUGUUACUGGAAAGCAAGAAAGAUCUACAUGUGAAGGGAAACUAAAAUUCAGUUUUGUUUUCAAUUCUGAAUUUUGUGCUGUUGUGCAGUUAUUUUAGAAUGCUUCUGAUGGAAAAUUGGAUCUAUAGAGUGGUUAAAAGGAGUUCAUAAGCUUGCUGAAUUUCAGAUAAUUGGUGAAAAUUUACAUUUCUUUGUAUCAUGUUGGUAUCAAGGAAUCCUGUUGACUUUUGUAAGAGCUAAGUUAGAAGGAAGAGGAAGGAGUUUGCCAGCAAUACAGAAUUGAAUUCUGCAAAUCUGUGAAUGCAUAAUUGAUAUCUUGAAAGUCAGAUUUUGCUGGAUUAUUCAACAGUAAGGAAACUGAGAAAAAUGUAUCAUUGAUAGUAUGUGCCAAGUUCUCAUUUGCGGUUUCUAAGCAGUAAAAGUCCAAGUGAAGUUCUUGAUCUAUGCACUGCCAAAUAACAAUCUGCAUGCUGAUUUCCUGGUGAUUCUGGACUAAGGAUAUGGUGUCACCUACUUCCUAUUCUUAGACAAGAACAAAAUCAAACAUUGUUGUUAAGAAAACCAGCUAUUAGUGAAGGUUGUAUCUGCUUAAAUGCUGGUUUCACUAAACUGUUUGAGCUGUUUCAGAACUUUGAAUCUGAGUUCUGAGUUCUGAAAUUCUGUUUCAGAAAUUGAUUAGCCGGCAGCUUAAAUUCUUUUAGAUUUUGUUGCUGGAACAUAAGUUGUAGAAUUAGUUGAAGUGGUAGGAGCUUUGCUGAGUGUUGCUGAAUUCUGUGAUGCAAGAUGUUGCUGAGCUUGCAUCUUGAAUGACUGAAGUUUGAAAAGCAUGAAUUCUGUUCUGAUCAGGAGCAAGAAUUCACAUGUGUUAUGUGCCAACCAUUUCUGAAAUUCUUUGUAUGAAGAUUUCCAUGGCACAGGGCAUGUAGUUUUAGUGGAUUUAAUUUCUAAUAAUGCACAGUUUUUAUUAAGUCCACUCCAAACUUUUGGAUCAAUGAGCAGGAAGCUGCUGUAUUGUUCUGAAGUCAGAAUUUAUAAUCUUUUGAAGUCAAAAAUGAUUGUUCGAAAUUUAAUUCCAGCUGAAAGUGCUUAGGAAGUUGGAAUUCAGAGAUUCUGAAGUUCCUGAUUUUGAGGAAGCUGAAUUGAGGAGUUCACUAACUUCUACAUCAAUCCAACUGUGGAAAAUUUUAGAUAUGAAUCAUAUUCUGUUUCUGGAACAGAGCUUAAGAAGCUGUAAUUUGUUGCUGCUGAAGAUUUGACUUGCUGAAUUCUGCAAUUCUGAAUCCAAAUGAGAACAGCUUGAAUAAGGAUUCAUUUUGUGUAGCCUUUGAUUAUUGAAGAACUGAAGUGAAGCAUUUAAUUACUGACAAAAGUAAGAAGAAUGAUUAUGAAAUAGUAUAGGGAUUCUUAAAAGGAGCUGUGAUACUGAAACUACAGGGAAUACAAAAUCUGUAGCAGCAGAUGUUAGGGUCUGGAUUCCAAUUGCAGAAACAGAAACAUUUUAUGAAUUUGCUUGCAGAAGGAAAAAGCAGUAAGCAAGUAACAGAAUUCAAUUCUGAAGGCAGAAACAAGGGAGCAGGAAUAGUAAAGGAUGAAAUGUGAAUUUGUAUCAGGAUAGUAUCAAAAAUCUGUGGAAGAACUUCAAAAUAAUUAUGAACUCAAUUGAAGCUCUUGAAUUUCAGUUACAAAUGGUGUCCUUGUGUUUCUAUGUCUUAUGUAAAAGGAAUAGACAGAUUUAUAUAAAUCUGUGCUGUAAGCCUUUAAUUCCUUGCUGAGUAUGAAUUUGGAAUCUCUGAAAUUUUGGGAUUUAUAUGGAACAAGUGUGCAGCAGAGAAUUCUGCAGCAACAAGAAGCCUGGAAAUUUUGUAUCACUGCCAAUGUGUGCUGCUUGAAGCUGAAUUCUAGGAAUUGUGAGUUCGGUUGAGUUGCAAGCUGAAUGUGAAUCAGGAUCCAAUUCAUUAAAUCAGAAACCUGCAGAUUUCUGAUAAAAGGAAGAAUUCAGAAGUCAAUUUGAUGUUGUGAAUUUCUGAAAUGCAGAAUUUGAAGUAUGGAAUUUAAUCCAGAAAUGUUUAACCAAUUAUAAUGGAUGUGGAAUGCCUAUUUCUUUGUGAAGCUUUCUUAACAUGAAGGAACUUGAAUGCUGGGUUCAUGGUGCUGCUGUACAUCAAAUACUAGGUGGUUCGAAAAUUCAGUUUUGGAAUGCUGUAAGAAAUGCUGUGAAAAUGUGUUGUAGACUUUAUUGAUGCUGUGCUGAAUGAUGUUGUUUCCAAGCUUAUAUCUUCAUGUAUCCAUUUAGGAUCUCUUUGAAGUUUUAGUUCUGAAUUUGAGCUAUAGAUUUUUGACACAGAAACAGAGAAAGAAGAAGAAUAAAUUCUGCAGAAUUAAGAAUGAAAAAGAAAGAGGCUUUUAGUGUGUUAAGUAAGUGGAUGCAUGUUGUGUUUUAUUGUCCGAGACGGACAAUACUUUAAGUGUGGGGGAGGGAGUUAUUCUUCAUGAGUUGAGAUUAUUUUUGAAGUUUCAAAGUGCUGGAAUUUAAGUGUAGAAACAGUGAGAGAAAAAUUUUUAGCACAUCAAAAGAGUGUAUCAAAGGUGAAGAAAGAGUAUCAAGAUUCUUUGUUGGUCAUCAAAUUGAAGGAGAGGUUAGCUUGAUACUUUGAAGUGGUAAUAACAAAUGGCAUCAAGGGAUUAUGGAUCCGAGGUUGAUCAAACUAGAUUGAACUCAAAUCCGAGCUUGAAUGGGAAGAUCAAGCUUUGAAGCCACAUGAACCGUUCGUUCAAGAUUAAGAGAGAUCUGACAGAUCCGUGAAGAAUCUGAUCCAUCCAAGCAAAGGGGAAGUAGAUCAUAACCAGUGAUCAAGAUUUGAAGAUUUGGAUCAGAUUUGGAGCAAGUUCCACCGUUGGAUCGAUCUGGAUAAAUCACAGCCACCCGUUCUAAUCUUGAUCAGAUUUAAAUGGGAUGAGAAGCUACAGUGGCUUCGUCAACUUCUACAGUACCUCCUCGCGUCAAGAAUAGAGGAGCGCGAUCCUUCUCCGGGAUUCCGAUUCAUUCCACCGCCGGCGAGCUGCUGAGGUCAAGGGUGUUUCCCUUCCUCCGAUCAUCGACCAUCUUCAAGUCGGCGACGUCAUUUCCCCCAUCUGAUUUCUUUUUCUGCCGUGAUUCCUGUGCAAAGAAGAAGCAGAGAGCGACCAGAUUCGAUCUGGUUUCCUGAUCCUUCCAACCGGCGACCUUCUUCCUCGAAGCUCUGUUAAGUGUUUGAUUUUUCCUUUUCUCUGAUCUUGAUCCAUUUCCAGCUGCGUUACUUUGUUUGUUUUCAACGCCAAGUUCUUCAUCACUGAGUUCUUCCUCCGAUACACAUCAGAUCCAAGCUAGGGUUUCCUAGUUUGAUUAGUUUCCUUAUCUUUGAUUGAAUUGUUGUUUUGUUGUAGUUGAUCAAUGCAUAGUUGAUUCAAAUUUCCUUGCUAUUGCUUUGAAACCUUCGGUUAA